AUGCAAGCUCUCCGCGCCUUCAACCUCCGCACAGCGGCCCGCACGCCAUUCCGUACCUCCGUACCUACCACUACCACGACCGCCGCGACGAGAACCUUUACAGCAUCCUCGACCCCGAGGUUCGCGUACAAGGACACCCAGGACCGCGAGUCGCUGAACCCGGCCUCUAACGAGGGCACCAAGACGGGCCGCGACACGGAGGUGGCGCACGAGAAGGAGGCGUUUGACCCCUCGACGACGCGGCCCAAUGGCGAGCAGAACGAGGACAGCGGCACGCUCGACGUCUCUGGCGCGAAUCAGGCUGCGUCGAAGCCGCAGGGGGAUAACCCUGGGCAGGGUAAGGGGAAGGGUGCUGGUGAGAAGGAGGGGGGCGGUGGUGGGGGGAGGAGCAGUGGUGCUGGGAGUGCGCCGAAGGCUGGGAAGGCGUGA
Messenger RNA from Colletotrichum godetiae, 429 nucleotides. RefSeq lists its product as uncharacterized. The coding region runs from base 1 to 429 and encodes 142 amino acids. The record is from RefSeq and is a predicted model, not a curated record. NCBI's taxonomy places the organism in Eukaryota, Fungi, Ascomycota, Sordariomycetes, Glomerellales, Glomerellaceae. The transcript has a single exon.